Molecule: messenger RNA, 1484 nt
Organism: Labrus mixtus (cuckoo wrasse)
Lineage: Eukaryota; Metazoa; Chordata; Actinopteri; Labriformes; Labridae
Gene: rab30
Product: RAB30, member RAS oncogene family
Exons: 5
Coding region: 156-767 (203 amino acids)
Biological process (GO): Rab protein signal transduction
Cellular component (GO): trans-Golgi network
Molecular function (GO): GTPase activity; GTP binding
Source: RefSeq, a predicted model, not a curated record
CUCCUCCUCUAUCAGACAGGCUGCUGCUGCUGCUGAGGAAACACAGUCAGAGGAAUUAUGCCCUGCCCAUCGGUGGCUUUGCCUGUUUGAUGAGGUGACCUAUGCAUACCAAGUGGUUGUAAGUCCGGGGAUAUCCCCCGUGUUUUUUGUUUAGCAUGAGCAUGGAAGAUUAUGACUACCUGUUCAAAAUAGUACUGAUAGGAAAUGCCGGAGUUGGGAAGACAUGUCUGGUCCGGCGCUUUACUCAGGGCCUUUUCCCUCCAGGACAAGGGGCUACUAUUGGAGUCGAUUUCAUGAUUAAAACGGUGGAAAUCAAAGGGGAGAAGGUCAAGCUGCAGAUAUGGGACACAGCUGGACAGGAGAGAUUUCGCUCCAUUACUCAGAGUUAUUACCGCAGUGCCAAUGCCCUCAUUCUUACGUACGACAUUACCUGUGAGGACUCCUUCAGGUGCCUUCCAGAGUGGCUGAGGGAGAUCGAGCAGUAUGCCAACAACCAGGUGGUGACUAUAUUAGUCGGUAAUAAAAUAGAUCUGGCAGAAAAGAGGGAGGUUCUCAGACAGAGGGCUGAAGACUUUGCCGAGUCUCAGAGCAUGCUGUACCUGGAGACCUCAGCCAAAGAAUCCGACAACGUCGAGAAACUUUUCCUUGACCUGGCCUGCGAACUCAUCCGAGAAGCCAAGCAGAACAAGCUGGAUAACAAUGACACUGCCCCGAUGCUCGGCGAGGGUAAAACCAUCAGUUAUUUGACUUGCUGCAGCAUCAAUUAAAAAAAGAGUUGAGCCUUGUGGCCGUGGUAACUCAGUAGCCAUUGACUGAAGAGGGCAGAUGGCUGAAUCACAAUGCCUCCGUCCCUCUAAGAUGGCAGAAAGCCACUUUUACUCCGUCAUUUCUAGAUCCAUGCCUUUUUAAGCUGUACAAGGGAGAUAGUCGACUUUAGUUUGGCCUUCCAGGACAAACAUUUUAAGAUUCUGUCAUCAUGGAGAAAAUUUUCCUCAAUGCUACUACAUAAAAAAGUAUUUCUGAAUAAUACAUCCAGGAAUCUGAGUAGGGCUCCAUUUCAUCAUCUUCAUGGUGGAAUGGCAGUUUUUUUUGUUCGGGUUUUCCAUUUCCAUUAAACACCAAUGUUCACCAGCAGUGUUACGUGAGUAAAAGGUCAACCAGGUAUUUUGUUACAGAUUCCACAUAACUAACAUCAGGUGUCAUGAUCAUAGGAGGUUAUCUGUAAAUGAUAACUAUGUUUACAUACAGUAGGUUUUGGAGAAAAAAAAUCUGACCAAUUUGCAAAAAUAGUUUUGCAAAUUUAGCCUGAAAUCUGUUGCACAAUCACUUUUUCCCCACUAGUUUCUUUUGCUCUGAUUAUUGCGUUUUAAAUAGUUUUGGUAAUUUCAUUCUGGGUCGUUUUUUUUAUGCACCUGUUCAUUGCAAACUGUGAAACACGUGUUCCCAUUGGAAUUAUUUGAAUUGCUGCUAAAAUAUGUUUUAUU